Perca fluviatilis (European perch) is the source of this 2779-nucleotide messenger RNA. It is a transcript of the gene dram1, whose product is annotated as DNA-damage regulated autophagy modulator 1. Gene Ontology annotation, biological process: regulation of autophagy. Gene Ontology annotation, cellular component: lysosome. The record is from RefSeq and is a predicted model, not a curated record. NCBI's taxonomy places the organism in Eukaryota, Metazoa, Chordata, Actinopteri, Perciformes, Percidae. The transcript has 7 exons. The coding region runs from base 338 to 1048 and encodes 236 amino acids.
AAGGAAGGGCCAGAUAACCACAUCGGUUGUUUUAUUUGCGUAGACCGGCACAAGGGGAGUCGAUUUUGGGGAAGAGUUUACUGUAGCCUAUACUGUAUAUCGAGUGAUUGGCAAUAAAGGCCAAGCUCGUUCUUGUUAACACACUAUGUGACUGUCGGUAACUUCAUCAGACAGACUUCAGCAACACCACAGUCAGCAGCAGACGCUGAUCCUGGACCAGCAUUUCAACGUGGAUGCUAUAUUGCAUGGCACUAUUUGACUAUACUGUAGUUUGAGAUCAGUGUGAAAGUCCUUUCUGGAAGUCCCGCCGUUAUUAUCUCCGUUCUAACGUUCGGAGAUGUUUUGGUUCAGGCAAGGACUGUGCUUUCUACCAGCGUUUUUGGUCAUCUGGUCCUCCAGCACUUUCAUUAUUUCCUAUAUAAUUGCGCUUUUCAGACGUGAUGUGGACAUCAUAUUUCCAUAUAUAAGUGACACAGGUGCAACCCCCCCAGAGAGCUGCAUCUUUGGCCUGAUGACAUUCAUCUCUGCAUGCGCAGGAAUAGCCACCAUAUAUGCCAGGUACAAGUUGGUGGAGAAGCUGAGUGCGGACACACGGGUGGUGAGCCCACAUCUUAAUAAAACUGCUCUUGUGGUUGGCAUGUUCUCCUGUUUGGGCAUGUGUGUUGUUGCAACGUUCCAGGAAACAACAGUGACAAUAGUUCAUGAUAUAGGAGCUCUGCUGUUCUUUGUCUCUGGUGUCUUAUACAUAAUCCUCCAGUCCGUUAUAUCAUAUCAUGUCUAUCCAUUUGGGUCCUCCUUGGGCGUGUGUCGAGCACGUAUGGCUAUCGCCACCCUGGCUUUUUUGGCAUUUUUCCCCACUGUCAUCUGUGCGAAUUUUGUGAAACAAGCCACAUUGCACAGAAACACAAGAGACGAGGACUAUCCCUUCUAUCUAGCCAGCGCCGUAUGCGAGUGGAUCGUUGCCUUCAGCUUCAUCUGCUUCUUCCUCACUUACAUCGAAGAUUUCAAACUGUUCACCUUACGGGUGAAAACCGAAUAUGAAGAGUAGCCUUGAUGGGUCUGCAACUUCCAGCGAAACCUUGUAUGAAUAUAAGUAUUUUAAAAAUGUGCUGCAUUUGUUUUUGUGGAGCUUUUAUGCACAUAUUUUGUACACUUGCAAUUUGCACUGCAAAGCUUUUUUUAUAAGAUUUUGUGUUUUGUAUCACUUGACUGAAUGUAUUGGUAGAUUACUGUAAAAUGUAUACAUCUUAAAUAACUGGCUGUCUGUUGUACAGUUAUACAAGAAAAAGCUGAUCACAGACUGUAUCUUUAUACUUUUUAUGCAAACUCAAAUCAUUUUUAUAAGUGUACUCUCUGCAUCCGGUGUUCACACUUUGCACUUUGCUCUUGACUAUUUCCACACCAGCAUGACACGCCCCGUCAGACCUGUGACCAGUAAUAAGAGAAGUUCAUCACACAGUGAACGCAUGAUAGCUACACGUGGUUAAAUGAGAAUACCAAUCUAACUAACACAUUAGUGUGCGGCCACAUGGUGGCUGAUGUUAAAGGAGUAGACUAACAGUGAUGCUGUAUGUAAGUAAACAGAAACCUGAAAUAUGAACUUUAAGGGAUUAUUAUUCAAAUGCUGCCAGUUCCUUAACCAAAGUUGUAUUCCAUGUUUUAGCAGUUUUCUCUACAAAUGAGGUAGAAACAACUCUUUCUAUUGAUGCUCUGAUUCAAAGUUUUGGUUCUACUUACUGUAUGGCACUCAUGUACUAAAUGGUUUCAGCUGAUAAUGCUACAUGGGUCUACAGUGCAGCUUUGGAUGAGGUCUCGCAUUGGUCUACAGCCUGUAGACAGAUAAUGCGAUGGGAAUUAGGUAACUUAAUUUAUUAGUCUGCCAUAAACUGCCAAACUAAAUUGCUGCAAUACAGUAAACAAGGAAUUGAAGCUUAUUAAAAUUAAAGACAAGUUUUCACUGUGCUUUCAGUCAGAAAAAUAAAGCCUUUUUCUCUCUGCCUCAGAGCAGCAAACAGUUUGAAGCGGUGCAACCAUAGUGACUUUUCCUUCUUAAAUGGUUUAAUUUGUAGAAUUUUCAGCGGCCUGAAGAUGCAAAGGUUUCCAGUAUUUCACAUAUAAAAAAAAAAUACUGUCCUGAUUUUUAUGAAACUUGGAAGUGGAAGGUUGUAGCAUGGGCAAAGGAAGAACGGAAGGAAGGAAGUGCCCUUCUCGUUUUUUUUAUUGAGACAAGUGACAUCAAUGAGUAAAAAAACCAAGGGCACAAGAGUAGAGGCUGUUACGCCCUCUGAGAAACAUUUGUGGUUUUGUGAUUCAUUUAUAAAAUGGACUUGACACAUGGCAAAGUAAAUAAAUACUCUUGACAUACGGCCAGGCUGCUUGAGAUGUUUAGAACUACCUUUAAUGGGCUCCUCUCACAUGCUGAGAAGGCUUGUGACAAGUAGGACGAGAAAAUGGUUGUGUCAUAGUGUUGGCUCUUGCUAUUUGCCAACUUAAAGAUCACAUUUUAAUAUCAGCUGAUAGAUUUCACUAGCCAGUACCAUUGGAGCAUUCCUUUACAGAUCUUUGUCUAUAAGUGGUGAUUAGUAGAUGGGACUGACAUACAGUAUUCCAAAGAGAAAGUCCUGUGCUGUAAUGGUGAUCACAUGAACACCGGUUAUUAACUCCUCCACUACAGAUACUGUAUUUAUAAGGGAUAUUUUUGUUUUAUUCAAUUACUAUGUAUUGGUAUUGUUUUGCUUGACUGCUGAGCUGAAAAAUAAAGAUACACUUUUUUACUGAA